Molecule: messenger RNA, 1113 nt
Organism: Cotesia congregata
Lineage: Eukaryota; Metazoa; Arthropoda; Insecta; Hymenoptera; Braconidae
Source: the annotation of a GenBank genome assembly
AUGGAUUUAUUGUGCAAUGUGUUCAUUAAAGAAUGUUAUGUGUUUUUGAUUGCAGCUGUAAUUAUAGAGGUUUAUAAGGCAACAGUGACAAAAAUGGUGUACCGAGGGCUUCUGCAAACAGACGAUCCGAGAGACGCGCCUAAAUUGGUCCGAAUAACUCCUUUGCGUUCAAGCCGACAUGAUGCAUCAAAAACAUCAACGCGCACGCAAUAUUCAUCAGCAAUUAAUCAUAAUAGCUGUAAAAAAAGUGAUGGAUCACGCGGAGUGUCUGCUGUUAAGAUGGACGCCAAGAUAUCGGCUCCUAAAUUGAGGAAUAUCAGUGAAAUACGUGAAAGUGUUACGAGUAAAAUAGUAUCUGCGCAAAGUAUUAAUAAUAUUAACAAUAAAAAGGUUAAUGUUAAUAGUAAUAACAAUAAAAAUUUAUCGCAAUCCAGCAGACUGUCCCAGAGCUCAAUGCUGGCUAAUCUGAAGGACCUCGAGCGUCUUCGCAGCUUGUCAUUGAAUGAAAGUACUAUUAAUCAGAGUGAGGUGAGCAAGACCACGCGAUUGCUAGCACAAAAAAUAUUAGAAGCAAGCCGUCUUGACUCUUCUACUACUAUUAAUCGCACAGCCCGUAAUAACACGAUACUAGGGAAGAAUAAUUGUAAGAUCGAGAAAAUAAUAGCUCAGGCACCAGCUGGUUUACUGACACCCCAGUCAUCCGAGGAGCUGGAGAAAGAAAGAGAAAUAAGAACAAAUUAUACAGUGGUGCCAAUCCAACAAUUUCAACAUCAGCAUCACAAUCUUACUAACAGUUUUAGUCUCAAUCAGAAUCAAUGUCAAGAUCACUUGCAGGAGCUGGAUCAAGAUCAACCUAAAGCACCGGUAAGAAGACGUCGGGAACAACGACAAGCAUCUAUCGAUCGCAAAGAAUAUCGUACAAGUGUACAUACUGCAAGACCGGAUAUAUUAGAUGGUUUAAUAAAAGAGUCUGAUCGGCAACUCGAGCUAUUGAAAACCGAUCUUCGUACUGAGAGUUCGACGACACUUAAUAAAUCCAUCCAAAAAAAAGGAAUUUCAAUGACUCAAUACUCAGUUAUUCCGUCUCAUAAUCAUUUAAGUCCUACCGUUUAA